GUGUGGAAACAGAUGAUGUAUGAAAGGUUCCUCCUGAACCGAAGGAGCAGCUGCUCUGUUAUUAAUCUGUUCUCGGCGAAAUGAAAUGACAACUGGAUUCGUUUGAAAGCGAGGAAACUACAUUUCCAGCUGUACUUGUGUGCAGGUCGGGUUGUCAGAGGAAUCACUAAACUCAGAUGGGUCAAGCACUGUGGAGGCUGCCUCCUAGACAACAGCAGCAGCUUCAGGAAGAGCUUGCAGACCGACUAGCUGACCGAGGAGGCGGAGGCGGAGGAGGAGGAGGAAGACGAGAGCAAGGGAAAGAUGGAGGUCACCAGAGAAGAGUGCCUCAGCAGUGUUAUGGCCCAGACAUCUACCAUCUGCUAAGAACACGCAUGGGUGGUAAGGAACAGCAUGGAUUUAUAGAUUUGGAGAUGUUGCCCCCUGAAUUAGGCAUCACCAUACUGUCGUACCUGAAUGCUACUGAUCUGUGCCUGGCCGGCUGUGUGUGGCAGGACCUGGGAAAUGACGAAUAUCUCUGGCAGGGGCUGUGUAAAUCCACAUGGGGACACUGCUCCAUCUACAACAGAAGACUACCUGCUGGUUUCUCAUAUAGAAGACUCUACCUACAGCUAGAUGAGGGCAGCCUGACAUUCAACGCAAACGCACAGGAGGGUAUCAGUUACUUUAUGUCUAAAGGUAUACUAGUGGAUCAUCCGACAGAGCUGGCAAAAUUCAUCUUCUACACUAGACGGCUCAACUGGAAGAUGCUGAGGAUUUACCUGGAUGAGAGGCGGGAUGUCCUGGACGAGUUGGUGACCCUCCAUAACUUCAGUAACCAGUUCCUCCCCAACGCUCUGCGGGACUUCUUUAGGCACAUUCACGCACCAGAGGAGAGAGGAGAGUAUCUGGAAACUCUCAUCACCAAGUUCAGCCACAGGUUUUGUACCUGUAACCCUAGCCUUGUCCGAGAGCUGGGCCUCAGUCCUGAUGCUGUCUAUGUGCUGUGCUACAGUCUCAUCCUACUGUCCAUCGACCUGACCAGCCCCCACGUCAAAAACAAAAUGUCCAAGAGGGAGUUUAUCAGGAACACUCGCCGAGCAGCACAUAAUGUGUCGGAUGACUUUGUAGGCCACCUCUAUGACAACAUAUACCUGAUUGGCCACGUGGCGGCAUAGCUCUGCCUGCCGGCUGUCCAGUCGAUACCCUCAUACUGCACUGAAAAUUGGGAAUUGGUGAUCGGGUUCCUCUAUAUGUCUGGAAAGUAUGGGACAUUGUGGAAAUGGAUUUUAACAAUUUUCAUGACAACCAGUAAAUCUUACUAGAAAGGUUAGAAAAACAAAAUUCACCAAUGCACUGUGAGACAGACUGUGCUACCAAAUAUUAGUAAUGAUUCUAAUCAAAGGCGCGCAACAUCAGAAAUGUCUUUAAAACCAAGUCACUGCAAAGAAGGAGGUUUUAAAAUGGAACCAUGAAGACGAGCUCUGAUAACUGCACUGACUGAUGGUGACUACUGAUUGGUGGAGGGAGGAGGUGGAGCACUGCCCCUCAGCCUGUCACAGACGCCGGGACAGUCCUGCUUAUUUCCUAUUGGACAGCUGCUUAACGUUCACCAGUAGGACAUACACUGGCCCGUACUUAUAAGUGACACAGCGAGGCUAACACAAGACCACUCACUAAUAUCACUAGUAGCAUUUACCAGUGUGACUAAUGACAAAGCUGCAUUGGAGCUAUUCUGCAAAUCAGUUGACCUUGAUACCUCGUCCAGUGGUACCAACCUGAAUGUCCCAAGUGUCAAGAUUCAACUAGAUCUGGUUUUCUGUUGGGUUUUUUUCUUUUCUAUAACACGAGUAAAAUGAACAACACAUUGGGUCUCAUGCAAGAACAUUUGCGUAUUCCUAUCCUAAAUCUCUUUUACUUUUUUCCAUUGAGGUUUGCUUGUAUGUGUUCUAAGUCAGAAGCACCAAAUUGCACAAACUUGAUGUAAAUGGCUCGUUUUAUUCUGAUUAAUGUAACUUAUUGAUGAAGAGGAGUACCCUUGUUGUAUCUGAUAAUUAGCAUAAUUAGCACCCCUUUAAAUUGCAACCUGUUCCACUUCCCAUAUGGGCAGAAAUGUUAAAGGUACAGUUCACCCCAAAAUCAAAAAUACAUAUUUUUCCUCUUACUUACAGUGCUAUUUAUUAAUCUAGAUUGUUUUCGUGUUGGUUGCUGAGUAUUGGACAUCUGCCCUCUCUUUAAUGUGACAGAACUAGAUGGCACACGGCCUGUGGUGCUCAAAUCGCCAAGAAAAUACAUUUGAAAAACUCAACAGCAAUGUCUCUUUCCAGAAAUCAUGACCCGGUUACUCAAGAUAAUCCACAGACCUUGUUGUGAGCAGUUUCAUGUAGGAACUAUUUUCUUUCUCUUGAGCUACAGACACCAAUUGUAGAAGGAAGCAUGCAUCUACUGCUAGCUCACCUAGCACUACUCAGCUAGCUAAGGCUACAGCUCGGCUGAGGAGUAAGUUCCUUUAUAUUCAAGAAAAGGUAGACAUGUGUAUUGCCGGUACAUCCAACACUGCAACUCAAACCAAUACAAAAGAAAAAAAUGUGCAUUUUUUAUUUUUGGGCGAACUGUCCCUCCCAAAAAGAAUUUCAAACAGCAGAGCUAAGCUACAACAAAUGAUAAAAUCUAAAGUACCUCUCAGAAAUUGGUAAGCUAUGAUAUCAAUGAGAUGAUGUUUAGAUAAUCAAUUUAGCACAAUUAAAUUUGGUUUAGUUUUCUGUUUUAUUUCAGUUAAUUUCAGUCUCAUAUUUCACUCAGAUUUCAGAUAAAGGCAGUGUAAUUCUUAAACAAGUGUUUUUUCCCUACAGACUAUCUGUAUGUGGCUCGUGUGACAGGUGUGGACCACUUGUGAAAUUGAUUUGUAGCUAAGAGAAAAUUACUGGUACAAGGAAAUUGAUGAAUGCCACAAAUGUAAAAUUUUUUAAUACACAAGAAAUCCAAAACAACAUACAUUCAGAUGAAUUGUUUUAUCUUAAAUCUGAUGGUCACCCAGGUAAAAGCGAAGUCGCACUUAGUAUUUUCAGUUUUAUGAGAGCCAACUUACUAAUAUUUUGUGCAAGCUUUGUUCUGAUUAUGAGAGAAAUUGAAUGUAUUUUUUUUCCCAUGACAUUAGGGAAAUGUAUAGUCACAGUGAGGUGAGCUUGGAGGUGACACGCUUGUUGUGUAGCAGACAGAUUACAGCAGUUUUGGUGUUAUGCUGCUUAAUGAGGGCGGUAAAUAGUGAUGAACCUGGCUCUAAACCUGGCAUCAUUAUCAAGGAAAAGGCUCAAGUCAAGUGUGGAGAAAGAUAAUGUUAAGUAAAAAAAAAUUAAGGAGUUCCAUCAAGUCAUCUGCAAUUCCUGGCUCUGGAACAAAACCACUGGCUGUGGACAACAGUGCACUUAACUGUAUGAGGUUUAUGAAGUUCUUGUGUUUUGAAAUUAAUCCUGCUAUAAUUUCCUAUUUUUGCACAGUGCCCAUGUAUUUAUCCCCCAGUUCCCACAGUUUUAGCUUUAGGCCCCAAAGUCAUAGACUUCCAUUGUCUGAAAAACGGCCCACAACAACAAAGCUAUUGCUGCCAUGACAUAAUGGCAUAAUCCAUCAAUUUAAAUUAGACAUGUAGUUUUAUAAUGACUGUGAAACACCACAACCGCUGCAGCUGUAAUCCCGUCAGAGGUGGUGUCAUUCUUCCAGGAAUGAAUGGAGAAGAUUAUUAUGCAUCUCACAACACGACACCAUCCCUUAUUAUUUAGCCUUCCAUUCAUGGUAACUAGCAGCGCACAGUCAUGGAAGAAGGAGAAACUCUUCAUAUUAAACACUAUAAUUAGCAGUGUGGUGAAGUAAUAGGUAAAAUAUAGUGUAAAUUUAAAUGAUGGAUUACGUUUGUCAGUGCAGGGAUAUGUGUGAGUUGUUUUUAAUGAAUUUUUGAAUAGCGGAAGCCUGUUACAUCUGGAGGGCAACUAACCCAAUGAAACCAACCCAGAAGAAAUGUUGCCGUUGUACAAUUCUGCAAACCACAGAUACAUUUGCACGUUAUUGUGCAGCAUACAUUGAAACUUCACAAUUUUAACAGCGCUGCAGUCAAUGUGUGGUGAGGUUUGGAAACGAAAACCACUUAGUUUUGGUGAGGAAAAGACCAUGUUUUGGCUCAGAUUACCUGCUUUUAGUGGCACAGUCCUGGCAGGAAAUGCAGCGAUGUCCUGGUAAAAAAACAACUACUGUUCAUGUCACCAUCACUGCUGAAAGCACAGCCACAGGUUGCUAAGAGACACUCACAUUUGGUGCCUAAAAAGCCGCUGGAAAUAGUGAUGACUCGCUAAAACACAACCACUUUUGUUGUUUGUUGGUCUCAAGCAGUGGUAUGCUGUCAGUUAGGUGACACCCCAUCCACCAUCUCCUUCAAUCAGCUCAUAUACUACGUCACUUUUGAAACAUGACAUAUAUGAAAUAAAAAUGGUUUGCAGAAACAUACAACGCCAACACUUUCCUCUGGUGCCUGGGCUGAGGGCAACACUACCAUAGAGAAGAUGUGGCGCCUGACAUUACAGUAUGUAAAAGCCAAUCUGGAGAGUGUAGAAAAUAUUUUAAUCGGGUCAUAUUGACACUUAAAACUUUCAAACGUGAAAUAUUUUCAGCUGUUGCUUUUUGAAAAUGAAUAAAUGAAACAAUGAUGCUCAUCAGACCUGAACGCAGCCUUAUAGUCACUCUGUGCUAGUAGCGUCGAGUCCCAGCAGCUCGCAUGUAGCCGCAGCUAACAGUGAGGCGUCACAAUGCUCGCUGAUUGUAACCAUGGAAACAGAUGGGAUGACACAGAGAAGCAGUUUUGUAUUAAAACUUUUUUUUAAAUUAAGGGUUUAUAUCAUAACCUAGUUAGCCAUUGCAAUACCAACAUGUAUAUACUUUCUGAUUUUGAGCCUCUUCAUUAGAUUGUAAAUCUGACCAUGAGUGAACUCAAAACAUGACAUGUAUUCAUUAUUGCUGAUGAUGCACACUGAUUUAGAGCUAUAUCUUCAUUUGUUUUAUUUAAAUUAUGAAGGAAAUCCA
This is a messenger RNA of Epinephelus fuscoguttatus (brown-marbled grouper), 5046 nucleotides long. RefSeq names its product F-box protein 8 (gene fbxo8). Bases 177 to 1157 code for a protein of 326 amino acids. The transcript is spliced from 8 exons. Gene Ontology annotation, biological process: regulation of ARF protein signal transduction. Gene Ontology annotation, molecular function: protein binding; guanyl-nucleotide exchange factor activity. NCBI's taxonomy places the organism in Eukaryota, Metazoa, Chordata, Actinopteri, Perciformes, Serranidae. The record is from RefSeq and is a predicted model, not a curated record.